Juglans microcarpa x Juglans regia is the source of this 1825-nucleotide messenger RNA. RefSeq names its product E3 ubiquitin-protein ligase APD1-like. Bases 266 to 1300 code for a protein of 344 amino acids. The transcript has 8 exons. The record is from RefSeq and is a predicted model, not a curated record. NCBI's taxonomy places the organism in Eukaryota, Viridiplantae, Streptophyta, Magnoliopsida, Fagales, Juglandaceae.
UACUAGUCUUCCUCUCACACAUUCUUCACUCCAACAGACCAGUAGCUCUCAUCUUGCUCCUCUCUCCCCAAAGUCUUCUCUCCCAUUCUUAGAGAGAGAGAGAGGGCAAUGUACCGGCAGCUCCUGACGACGAUGCCUUCAACAAGUCAUUAUCGGCGGUGGCCGUGGUGGCGAGAGACCUGGGCUCGCCUGCUGGCUCCUCUGACCAUUUGGCUAUGUGGCAUUUUUCGUCAGCAUCCGAUAUGGGUUUUAUGGGGAUUCCCAGAUGGUGCUUGGACCGAGCUCCUCACGGUUGAUGCAAGCAAGCUCUGUUUUUGUGGAACAAGUUGAAGUCAGAGAUGAUGCUAAGAAAGGGGUCCUUCUUUAUUCCUUCUCCGAGAAACCUGACUUAAGCUCCCAAGCAAAUUGGAGUGUAUCAAACUACAUGAUUCUUACGUCCGGCAGCCGCAAGGGAUUUUCCUUGUGGUUGAACAACGGAUCAACAAUCCGUAUAACAUGUGAGGCUCCAACUAGUGCGUUAAAUCGACUGCAAGUGGUUAUGAUUAAAGGAGAGCGGACAGUCAACACAGUAUUGCCAAAAGCGACAGGUUCCCCUGAUGCCCUUGCACCCCAUGAAGCAAUAGAAGGUAAAGAGGCAGAAUACAGCAUCGAGGAAGAUGACAAGUACUACCUUGGCAUCAUCAACACGAAUCCUAGAAGCAUAAUUAUAAACAUGAGAGUGAAUGUUUCAGCUAAGAUAUAUGAUAUUUCUAAAGCUAAGAACAUGUGCUCAACACUAACGGGUUCAUGUCGGAUCAACCUUGUAUUCCCUGAUAUUCAAUAUGUCAUACUCGCCACACCUGACGAUGGGGGCGGUGAUGAUUGGUAUAUUGAGCUUUCUUUCGUGGCACGAGUGGUAACAUACAUUGCAAUUUUAGGAUUUUUAAUAAUUGUAGUAUUUCUGAUAUUGAAAUACCUUGGAGCCUGUGAUGGAGAGAGUACCACAGUAGACAUAGCAGUACCAGAAGAGCGGGAAGUAACCGAGACUGACCCUAUAAUGCCGGUGAAGCCGAGUCGGAGCGCAUAUGGAACAGGUGAAGAAGGGGAAGAUUCAGAAGCAGAUAGCAGCUGCUCGGAGGAAUUAUAUGAUGCAAAACUAUGUGUAAUUUGUUACGAUGAGCAACGCAACUGCUUUUUUGUUCCUUGUGGCCACUGUGCCACCUGCUAUGAAUGUGCAUCAAGGAUUAUGGAGGGGGAGAGCAAAGUGUGUCCAAUAUGCCGGCGGCUUAUUCACAAAUUGAAAAGAUUGUUUCACUCUUAGAGCUAAAUAAAGGAGCUAGUGAAUCUGUGAUUACCCUUGUAACGAGAUUUUAUGCCUGGAAAGAAGAAUUUUACAUUUUGUGUGGAGAAUAAGUGCCGAUACUUUCUAGUUUCUAGUGUUCAAGGUCAUGUAUCCUAACUACUACAGUUUACAACAACCCCCAAACUCUGUCGAGCAAAAUUUUGUAGCAAUCCACAAGGACUUUGUCAUGCUAGCAGCCGUUUGCCACGACUCUGGCGGCAACUACCGCAUGCAUGGCUUCAGAGUGCGCACCUGGUGAACUGAGGGAAGCACAAGCCUCCAUCCGUCGUGGUAGUCACUAAAGCCAAAGCUGUCGAUCUAGUAAUCAUCGUCAUUGAAGGAGACUCACUAGAUGUAUCACCACCAUCCAAGAUACUGUAUACCCGGAGAAUAGCACCCUUGUGAAAGACGUCGAUGUCUAGUUAAUUACUUUCAGUGUUUCAUAGCUUGUUCUGCCUGCAAAGUAAUCUGCACCAACUAAAUUGUAGGAAACAUUUCCAUUUA